Molecule: messenger RNA, 1365 nt
Organism: Ooceraea biroi (clonal raider ant)
Lineage: Eukaryota; Metazoa; Arthropoda; Insecta; Hymenoptera; Formicidae
Gene: Pex11c
Product: peroxisomal biogenesis factor 11c
Biological process (GO): peroxisome fission
Cellular component (GO): peroxisomal membrane
Source: RefSeq, a predicted model, not a curated record
GGACGAUGGCUCACGUGUGUGCACGUGUUGAAAUACUAAUAAAAUUCUCCUAACCAUCUUAAUGUCACAUCUAAAAAGAGCAUUUUUAGAUGUGACAAUCUUAAAUACAAGAUUGAACUACCGAAUAUCGUUCAUAAAAAAUAAUGAAUUGCCAUUCGGCAGGCGUCACUAAUCCAUUUUACAUGUCGCGAUAAUGCAGGCGUUAGAACUAAUUUUAUUUCAGCGAUAUGUUACGUGUGGGGAGCAACUGGUUUAUGAAAAGGUCGACAAGUUUGAACACAGUGACCAAUGCUUUUUACAGUCGAAAUAGUUGAAACUUUCUCCCGUCUGUCAGUCAUGUCGAGGAAAGAUCGAACAAUGAGUUAACAUGUUCCGAAGUCCAAUUAGGAAUUCUGAAAUGCUGAAAGCCUAAAAGGAAGGCGAGCUUAUUCUUAGUGGACUGGUUAGUCAAUACUAAACGUAUCAAGUGCCUUAAUUAAUUCUUCCUCAAAUUGUACAUAUACAAUCUAGUCACGUACAAGUAUCUAAUUGUACUUAAAACUGAGAUGGAUUUUCUGAGCGAUUAUCUGGAAACUAACUCUGGCCGAGACAAAAUAUUCAGGCUUCUGUCGUACACGGCAAAAUUGACCACCGUAUGUACCUCGUCCAAGGAUACAGAGAGAAAACUCAAGACCUUUGGAAGUCAGAUGAGCGAAUGUAGAGUAAUGUUACGCCUAUUGGACGAUAUUCCAGCGCUUCAAGAGAUCAUGAGUUAUGGGUGGGGAAAGCAGGAAUCUGACUGGUUGAUCAGAUGCUGUCAGUUGAUGCAACAUGCAGUUGGCGUUGUUUACGCCCCCAUAGAGCAUAUCGCCUGGGCUGGCCAGCACAAAAUCGUGUCAAUUACUAACGAUAAAUGGGACCUUGUUACAACUAUAUUUUGGAUCAUUUCCUUACAACUGUCUAUAGUGAAGUCACUGAGGAUGCUCCAGGGACUUCAACAGCGCAAAACAAAUUUGGCGAACAAUAAUUCUAACAAAUGUAUGAUUGAAGAAAUCAACAAGAAACGGUUGGACGUGCUGUUAUCGUGCAUACGCUACACACUGGACUUUGUUUAUGCAGUUCAUUAUUUACCGCCAAACGUGCUUUGGGGUGGCCGUUUCAAAACGUGGCAAGUUGGAGCAUUUGGCACAAUAUCUUCAUGUAUCGGACUUUAUCAGUCUUUUUCAUCCAUUCAAUAAUCUGUUCAAUAAUUGAAAUGACCAGGUGGAAAGUUACUGAUAAUAGAUAUAUGUCUUAUUGUUAACUUUAUUGUAAAGAAGGUGGGUGUGAGAGGGAUAUUGUGAGGGGGUAUUUUAUGUAAUAUAAUAUUAAAUCAUAUUUUGGUUA